Molecule: messenger RNA, 897 nt
Organism: Entamoeba invadens IP1
Lineage: Eukaryota; Evosea; Mastigamoebida; Endamoebidae
Exons: 1
Coding region: 1-897 (298 amino acids)
Cellular component (GO): membrane
Molecular function (GO): palmitoyl-(protein) hydrolase activity
Source: RefSeq, a predicted model, not a curated record
AUGUUUUGGGAGAUUACUGCUGUUCUGAGUUUAUUAGUUGCGAUUUUUUGUUGUGCUUUGUUAUACACACGACAGCAAGAACUCAUAUUUAGUCCGACACAGCGCAAUCUCCCGUCAAUGGUUGAGUUGAAGGAAAGUUACAAUCUUCCAUUUGACUUAAAGGAGAUCGAGAUAAUGACAAAUGACAUGAACAAAAUCUAUUUAUAUGGAGCUUUACAAAACGAGACAAAAAGUCAUCACACCGUGUUAAUUUUUCCAAAUGCUUUUGGAACUAUUUUAGAUAGUUUUUCGUUGUUUAUAGAAUUGUACCAAAAAGGGUUUAAUAUCGUUUUUGCGAGUUACCGUGGUUUUGACAAAUCGACUGGGAAGCCCGAAGAAAGUGAAAUGGAUAAAGACGUUUUGAAUUAUUACGACGCAGUAAAGAGUUUUGGGAUCGACACAAAAACGAUAGUAUUUUAUGGGAGAGGACUCGGGGUGUCAAUGGUUUUGAAACUAUUAAAUAAACUACAACAACAAAAUGAUGAGAAUGUGAUUGAAAGAAAAAUCGUUUUGGAGAAUGGAUCCACCACACUGCAACAUAUGGCAAAUAUAGUAAUCCCAGCAAGUCGAUUUGUUUGGUAUUUCGUCAAAGACCGAUGGGACAAUUUAACUUUAAUUAAAAAUGUUACUAUAAAUACUAACUAUCUUUUUAUAACUUCAGAACUAGACGAAUUAGUUCACCCAUCAAUGACUCAACAUUUGUUUGAUGUUGCUACAAAAAUGGGGAACACCACAAAACUCGAAAGUUUAAAGGGGGAGUUCCACACUAUAAAAAAUACAAAAUUACUUGCCGAAAAAGUCUUUGACUUCGUCAAUGAAAAAACUACAGAGAAAGAAGUCAUUAAUACGUCGAAUUGA